ACGUGGCUGUUUCAUAAGGAUGUAAAGUAGUUAACCAAACUUCUGGCGGGUGGACUGCGUAACUCCACAGUCCAUGGCCACCUUCCUCUCUAAAACUUCCAUUUUCCACACUUUCUCUUUCUCUCUUCCCAAAUCCUGCACGCCAAUUUUCCCCUUCAAUAAAACCCACUCAUUAUCAUUUUCUGUCAGAGCAAACAAGAUGGAAGAAAGCGAAAUUAAGGAGGAUGGAGAAGUGGGAGUAAGUAAUACCCAGAAGAAGAUAUUUGUUGCAGGAGCAACUGGAAACACUGGUAAAAGAAUUGUUGAGCAAUUAUUGGCUAAGGGAUUUUCUGUUAAGGCUGGUGUUCGUGAUAUUGACAAGGCUAAAACUGUCUUUUCUACUAAUCCUGCCCUUCAGAUUGUGAAAGCAGAUGUUACUGAUGGUUCAGAUAAGCUAGCUGAAGCCAUAAGUGAUGACUCGGACGCUUUAAUAUGUGCAACUGGCUUUCAACGCUCAUGGGAUCCGUUGGCUCCUUGGAAGGUGGAUUAUUUUGGUACUGUCAAUCUUAUUGAAGCAUGUCGCAAGCGUGGUAUCAAAAGAUUCAUUCUGAUCAGUUCCAUUUUAGUUAAUGGUGCUGCAAUGGGGCAGUUGCUUAAUCCAGCCUACAUCUUUCUUAAUGUAUUUGGACUUGUAUUAGUUGCAAAACUACAAGCUGAGAAUUAUAUUAGGAAAUCUGGUAUAAACUACACUAUUGUACGUCCUGGUGGGUUGAAAAAUGAUCCUCCUUCUGGAAAUAUAAUUAUGGACCCAGAGGACACUCUUUCGGGAGGCAGUAUAUCAAGGGAUCAAGUUGCCGAAGUUGCUGUUGAGGCAUUGAAUCAUACCGAGGCUUCUUUCAAAGUAGUAGAGAUAAUUGCAAGUCCUGAUGCUCCUAAGCGGUCAUUUGAAGAAUUAUUUGGUGCUAUCAAGCAGCGGUGAUUUAUUGUCAUUUCUUGAAAAUGGUGUGUCAAGUUUGAUAAUACGUACAAAAGUUUGCCAUUUUUUGUUUAGAGUGAACUUCCUCAAUCACCCAACUAUAUAUAUUGGCUGACAACAAUCAGUUUAGCUGUG
Molecule: messenger RNA, 1090 nt
Organism: Beta vulgaris subsp. vulgaris (sugar beet)
Lineage: Eukaryota; Viridiplantae; Streptophyta; Magnoliopsida; Caryophyllales; Amaranthaceae
Exons: 5
Coding region: 74-958 (294 amino acids)
Source: RefSeq, a predicted model, not a curated record